Miniopterus natalensis is the source of this 3737-nucleotide messenger RNA. RefSeq names its product serine/threonine kinase 10 (gene STK10). Gene Ontology annotation, molecular function: ATP binding; protein serine/threonine kinase activity. NCBI's taxonomy places the organism in Eukaryota, Metazoa, Chordata, Mammalia, Chiroptera, Miniopteridae. Gene Ontology annotation, biological process: protein phosphorylation. The record is from RefSeq and is a predicted model, not a curated record.
UCUACUUUCGAGAAGAGAAAGUCCCGCGAAUAUGAGCACGUCCGGCGGGACCUGGACCCCAACGAAGUGUGGGAGAUCGUGGGCGAGCUGGGCGACGGCGCCUUCGGCAAGGUUUACAAGGCCAAGAACAAGGAGACGGGUGCCUUGGCCGCCGCCAAGGUCAUCGAGACCAAGAGUGAGGAGGAGCUGGAGGACUACAUCGUGGAGAUUGAGAUCCUGGCCACCUGCGACCACCCCUACAUCGUGAAGCUCCUGGGCGCCUACUACUACGACAGCAAGCUGUGGAUCAUGAUCGAGUUCUGUCCUGGGGGAGCUGUGGAUGCCAUCAUGCUGGAGCUGGACCGUGGCCUCACGGAGCCCCAGAUCCAGGUCGUUUGUCGCCAGAUGCUAGAAGCCCUCCACUUCCUGCACGGCAAGAAGAUCAUCCACCGGGACCUGAAGGCUGGCAACGUGCUGAUGACCCUGGAGGGCGACAUCAGGCUGGCUGACUUUGGUGUGUCUGCCAAGAAUCUGAAAACUCUGCAGAAACGAGAUUCCUUCAUUGGAACGCCUUACUGGAUGGCCCCCGAGGUGGUGAUGUGUGAGACCAUGAAGGACACUCCCUAUGACUACAAAGCUGACAUCUGGUCCCUGGGCAUCACUCUGAUUGAGAUGGCCCAGAUCGAGCCCCCGCACCACGAGCUCAAUCCCAUGCGGGUCCUGCUCAAGAUCGCCAAGUCGGACCCCCCCACGCUGCUCACACCUUCCAAGUGGUCUGUGGAGUUCCGAGACUUCCUGAAGACGGCGCUGGAUAAGAACCCGGAGACCCGGCCCAGUGCUGCGCAGCUCCUGGAGCAUCCCUUCGUCAGCAGCGUCACCAGUAACAAGGCCCUGCGGGAGCUGGUGGCUGAGGCCAAGGCCGAGGUGAUGGAGGAGAUUGAAGACGGCCGGGAUGAGGGGGAAGAGGAGGACUCCGUGGACGCCGCCUCUCCUCUGGGAAACCACACUCCCGACUCUUCUGAGGCGAGUCAGGUGAGCCUUGAUGCCGACAAGCUUCUCAAGGAACCAUCUGUCACUGCAGUGCCACCCAGCCCGCCUCAGGACAGUGAGGAUGAGCCCAGCCAGCCAUCUGGGGAAAGAUCUCUCCAAACCACCGGCCCUCCAGGUGUGGCCCCUGGAGGUGAGAAUGGCCUGGCUGUGCCUGUGCCUCUCCGGAAGUCCCGGCCCGUGUCAAUGGGUGCCAGAAUUCAGGUAUCUGAGGAGAAGCAAGCCGCUGACCAGGCUGGGGACCUCAGUCCAGCAGCCAAGCGGUCCCAAAAGACAAGUCAGAGCCGUCCCAUCAGCAGCGCCCUGGAGACCUUGGGCGGUGAGAAGCUGGCCAACGGCAGCCUGGAGCUCCCUGCCCCAGCAUCCCCUCGCCCUUCCAAGAGGGACUCGGACUGUGUCAGCCUGUCCACCUCUGAGAGCAUGGACUACAGCACCUCCCUGUCCGCCGACCUGUCCCUGAACAGAGAGACGGGCUCUCUGUCCCUCCAGGACUCAAGGCUGCACAAGAAAACCCUCAAGAGGACCCGCAAGUUUGUGGUGGAUGGUGUAGAGGUCAGCAUCACCACCUCCAAGAUCAUCAGCGAAGACGAGAAGAAGGAUGAGGAGAUGAGAUUCCUCAGGCGCCAGGAACUCCGAGAGCUUCGGCUGCUCCAGAAAGAAGAGCAUCGGAACCAGAACCAGCUGAGCAGGAAGCAUGAGCUGCAGCUGGAGCAGAUGCAUAAACGUUUUGAACAAGAAGUCAACGCCAAGAAGAAGUUCUUUGACACAGAGCUGGAGAACCUGGAGCGUCAGCAAAAGCAGCAAGUGGAGAAGAUGGAGCAAGACCAUGCUGUGCGCCGCCGGGAGGAGGCCAAGCGGAUCCGCCUGGAGCAGGAGAGGGACUACACCAAGUUCCAGGAGCAGCUCAAGCUGAUGAAGAAGGAGGUCAAGAACGAGGUGGAGAAGCUCCCCAGGCAGCAGCGGAAGGAGAGCAUGAAGCAGAAGUUGGAGGAGCAUGCACAAAAAAAGCAGCAUCUUGACCGAGACUUCCUAGCCAAGCAGAAGGAGGACCUGGAGCUGGCGAUGAAGAGGAUCACGGCUGACAACAGGCGGGAGAUCUGUGACAAGGAGCGCGAGUGCCUCACUAGGAAGCAGGAGCUCCUUCGAGACCGGGAGGCGGCCCUGUGGGACAUGGAGGAGCAUCACCUGCAGGAGAGGCACCAGCUGGUGAAGCAGCAGCUCAAAGACCAGUACUUCCUCCAGCGGCACGAGUUGGUGCGCAAGCAUGAGAAGGAGCGGGAGCAAAUGCAGCGCUACAACCAGCGCAUGGUGGAGCAGCUGAAGGUGCGGCAGCAGCAGGAGAAGGCGCGGCUGCCAAAGAUCCAGAGGAGCGAGGGCAAGACGCGCAUGGCCAUGUACAAGAAGAGCCUGCAUAUCAGUGGGUCGGGCAGUGCCGCCGAGCAGCGCGAGAAGAUCAAGCAGUUUUCCCAACAAGAAGAGAAGAGGCAGAAGUCGGAGCGGCUGCAGCAGCAGCAAAAACAUGAGAACCAGAUGCGGGACAUGUUGGCACAGUGCGAGAGCAACAUGAGUGAGCUGCAGCAGCUACAGAAUGAAAAGUGUCACCUCCUGGUAGAGCAUGAAACCCAGAAGCUGAAGGCCCUGGACGAGAGCUAUAACCAGAACCUGAAGGAAUGGCGGGACAGACUUCGGCCACGCAAAAAGGCUCUGGAAGAAGAUCUGAACCAGAAGAAGCGGGAACAGGAGAUGUUCUUCAAACUGAGUGAGGAGACUGAGUGCCUGAACCCUACUACCCCAAACAAGGCCACCAAGUUCUUCCCCUACAGCUCUGCGGAUGCUUCCUAACAGCCACUAGGGGCUGUGGCUGGCAGGUUGGCGGGCCUCCGGGCUCUGCCAUUCUCUGUGAACAAGUAACUCAGGACCCCUUCCCUCUUGCUUCAAUGCCAGCUCAAAUCCAGCCCCUUGCCUGUGCAACCCCAGUGUUCCUGAUUUUUCACUCACUUGCGGAGGGUGAGGUUUUACUGUGUGUCAACUAAUCUUAAUAUAUGUUCUCUUUGAAGCCCAGGUCCCUUCAAGCUGUCAGUGAUUUGGGUUGAGGGUGGGGCCAGGGUCUAAGAGGAAUGAGCAUUCUGUAGCCUCGAGGCCCCUCCUAUUUGCCAAAACACCAGUUUUUGCUGUCUAUGGGUGCAAAGUGCUGCAGCUGAAGUUACCGUGGGCUCGUCCAUAUACUGUAAUUCUUGGUGGCUUUUCAGCCAUUGCCUUGCAGUGUCAGACAAGAAUCACGGCUCCAACAGCGAUCUACUCAGGAGGUGCCCUCAUUUCUCCAGUUCCCCCAAUUUGCUUUCAUGAGACCAUGUCUACAAUGGGGGAGAGCCAGAAUUGUUCACUCUGCGGGUCUCAGGUGUUUCGUGCCAUCUUGUGUCCCCCAACCCCCCUUCCUGCACAGUCACAUACAGAGGGCUUGGGUCCUUGGCACUACCCAGGCUUGCCACCACUCUGGGCCUCUUGUGCCAGGUGGGUUGGAACACAUUUGCUGCCUGAGCCAUCGAGCAUGGUAGGUGGAGCAAUGGUAGGGGUGUGCUGGGUACUGGAACCAGAGGCACCUGAUGGCACAGGGUGAACAGUCUGUGAUUCCUUUUUGCCCCCACGUGGUAGCCUGUGUUCAGGGAUAAAUUCCUCAUCACACAGCACUUCCACAACCCAGUCUCUUUCCA